Candoia aspera is the source of this 1389-nucleotide messenger RNA. RefSeq names its product coiled-coil domain containing 51 (gene CCDC51). NCBI's taxonomy places the organism in Eukaryota, Metazoa, Chordata, Lepidosauria, Squamata, Candoiidae. Bases 141 to 1328 code for a protein of 395 amino acids. The transcript is spliced from 4 exons. The record is from RefSeq and is a predicted model, not a curated record.
AUGUGAAAUCGAGGAAGGAAGCGUGCGGCGGACUGGAGUGAGAGUACCGUAGUAUUUUUUUUCACAAUGGUGGCCCCGUGUGUUCAGGUUCAGUGAGGGGCCCAGACUUGCUGGUUCACUUGCUGUCAGAGUAUCACAAAAUGCAACGUCCCCAUUUGUUAUCUCUUACGAGGACGUACUGCUCUCCGGCCUCCAAAAAGUCCGAAGCAGCCAACACAAUGGACACCGCUAAAGUUUUUCUUUGCCGCCUCUCUGGAGCGGGAAAGGAUUGGGGAAGACGCUCCACGCAGCGAAUCUCUGCAGCUACACAAAGGUGGUGGGACAAAUACGAGGAAUUUGUUGGCAUUAAUGAAGUCCGAGAAGCCCAGGGAAAAGUGGCAGAGGCCGAAAAACAGUUUAUGUUUGCGCGAGGGAUUGUACGAGAAACCCGUGAAACUUGGGAGGCCCAGCAGCUCAAACUGAAAGAAAUUCGGGACCGUUUGGACAGAGUUUCACGUGAGGAUGCUCAGUACCUGGAACUGGCAACUUUGGAGCACAAGUUAUUGCAGGAAGAGAAAAGAUACCGGAUCACCUACCUAACAGCCGAGGAAUCUGAGCGGGAAGCCUUCUCUCUCUUCUCUGCGGCUGUGCGGGAAAGCCAUGAAAAAGAGAGAACGAGAGCUGAGAAGACGAAGAACUGGUCCAUCAUUGGCUCCGUGGUGGGGGCUGUGAUUGGGGUCUUGGGUUCCACUUAUAUCAACCGAGUGAGGCUGCAGGAAUUAAAAGCCUUAGUUUUCGAAGCCCAGAAGGGACCUGUGAGCCUCCAGGAAGCCAUCCGAGAGCAAGCCACUGCCUAUAACACCCAACAGCAGGACCUCAGUGACCUCGUGGCCCGUCUGAGGAACAUCCUGCAACUUGCAACGGUGACAUCGCAGGAAGGCGAAGGGGCUUCCUUGACCAAAGACGGCCUGAGCACAUCACUAAAAAUAGACCCUCUGUUAGUUUCUGUUAAGGAGCAGCUGGUCUACUCUAAACAGAUUAGGUCAUUCCUGGGAAGCUUGCAAGAGCAGCUUAGUAAUUUGGAAAAAAACUUAGGGCAGAUGGCCAGCGAAGUGCAGAACAUUAAAUUUGUGCCCCGGCCCCUACCUGGGGAAAGGGACUUGCUUGGCCCUCCUCCAGAGGCGAAGAGCCAGGCUUUAGAGGCAGAAGAGCUGGUCCUUGAGCUGUGCAACACCGAGAGGAGGUUGGAAGCCCAAAUGAGGAAGAACUCCAUCUACAGCACAGCCUUCACGUGUACCAUACUGGCUGUCGCAUUUCCCAUGCUCUAUAUACUAUUCAAGGGAAACUAGCUGGCGGUUCAGCCCCCCUCCCCAAAGUCUUAAAGAAUAAUAAAAUGGUGUUUCUUAAACA